AGAUUGCAAAAAAAGUCAAAAACAAAGUAUUCUUUUUUUCAUUUUAGUGGUAUAGCUGCUCUUGCAUUAGUCAAUACAAAUGCAGCAGCUGCUACUGGAUUAGUGACAUGGGUAGUCCUCGAUGCUAUUCGUGGUCAUGUAUCUAUUUCAGGUGCUUGUGUUGGUCCAAUAAUAGGUCUUGUAGCUGUGACACCAUCAUGUGGAUUUGUUCAACCUGGAUGGGCAUUGCUUAUUGCUUUUAUUGCAACAGUUGCCAUCUAUUUUCUUCUAUUAAAUAAACAUCAUCUGCAUUUCGAUGAUGCAUUAGAUGUUGCUAUUAUUCAUGGAUGUGGAGGUAUAUUAGGUACGUUUAUGGCUGGUUUGUUUCCUGAAAAGUCAGUCAAUCCAAUAUACGGUGCUGAUGGUGCUUUCUAUGGACGACCGAUUCAAUUAUGGUAUCAAGUUGCAGGCAUUCUUACUGCUAUUGGUUUUGCUACUGCGUGUACAACUGGUAUUCUUCUACCUUUGGAGUGGAUAAUGGGUAUUCGCUUGGCUAAAGAGGAUGAACUCGAAGGACUCGAUCUAACAGCGCAUGGUGAAGGUUGGGAAAUAGCUGCAUCACGAGCUAUUGGUGACCUCGUAAAAACAAUAUUAGAAGAACAAGCGGUUAUGAAAGCAAAUGGUGAAGACACUGGAACUUUUGAAUUACGUUACAAACCCAAAGAUCCAAAUAAAAAGACAUUGAAAAUCCGUCUCUUGAAACAAAAAGAAUCAGCCAAUGUUGGACUUGACUUUACUCCAGCAAAUAAUAAUCAACUACCCCAAAACUCUAACGAAGCAGAUUUUAGUGACGAAGAAACCAAUAGCUAA
Molecule: messenger RNA, 849 nt
Organism: Rotaria sp. Silwood2
Lineage: Eukaryota; Metazoa; Rotifera; Eurotatoria; Philodinida; Philodinidae
Source: the annotation of a GenBank genome assembly